AACCUCCAUAUGCCAUGGGAGCAGCCCAAGAAAUGGCAAAAAGACAAAAAAAAAAAAUGAUAUGCAGUUAAGUAUAAGUGAAAAAGGAUUCAGUGCAACAAAUGGGAAUUCAAUUUGAAUGGGAAUUCAAUUCAAUGGGAAUUCAAAGUAUGAUGGGAAUUCUGAGUAAGGAAAAACAAUUUCCAGUGGAAGAUGGGAUCUCAUGGGCAAAGAGCUUCUGAGCUCCUCCUUAGAGGCUGGGGAUUUGGAGAAGAAAUGUCCAUGCUGGGUGCACCUGUAGAAAAGUACGUGCUAGAUUUGUGCUGAUAUGAUAGAUAGCCUCUGGCCACACAUCUAUUUAAAUUUAAGUUAAAUAAAAUUAAAAACUCAUUUCUUGUGACAUUUUGAGUGCUCUACUCAAUAGCUGCGUGAGGCUAGGGGCUACUGUACUGGGUAGUGCAGCUCUCUGGAACAUUUCCACAGUCACAGAAAGCCCUGUGAGACUACAGCCCCGUGUUGCUGUAGAUGAAAGGUCAGCCUGAGCAAAGGCAUGAGAGAGGCAGGAAAGUUUGGGAUGGCCGAGUACAGAGUUUUCGGGCCAGACCCUAAGCUGUGAGAAGAGGAGGUGAGACCAGCUAUUUCUGCAAUACCAGGGGGCACAGCAGCCCGCCCCACCCCACACCAGUGCUACUGAGGACAGCUACCAUUCACAGAGUUGUCUGGUCUGAGACCAAUGGCUCUCCCAGCUUCAUGAACAAAGGUUAAAGAUACUUCUCUGGAGCGGUGAUAAGCAUAUCAAAGUCCAUCAACAAUAAACUAGGCGACUUUUUGCGAAGUUCUACUUGAACCUAGAAGCCUGUGUGCGGGUUAAAACAGACUUGGAAACCAGUGAAGUUACCUAAAACAAUUUUGCUGUGAUUCCAGAAGAGGGCGACAGGGCUGCACUGAUUCUCCCACAGGAACUGCAGUGUAAUUCAAAGAGAGGACGGUUUGGAUUUGGAUACCCAUGUUGGCUGUCCAGAAUAUGAAAGCUGGCGUUUUCCUUUUGUGGUGGGGAUGGGUUUUGGCUACUGAAAGCAGAGUGCACUGGCAAAAAAGAGAGGUGCCGGAAAUGUCAAAGAAAGGCAGCCCAAUUCUUAAACGAAGCCCGGAUAUCACCAAAUCGCCCCUGACGAAAUCAGAACAGCUCCUGAGGAUAGACGACCACGAUUUCAGCAUGAGGCCUGGCUUUGGAGGCCCGGCCAUUCCUGUUGGUGUGGACGUGCAGGUGGGCUUGGACAGCAUCUCAGAGGUCGACAUGGACUUCACGAUGACCCUGUACCUGAGGCACUACUGGAAGGACGAGAGGCUGUCCUUCCCGAGCACCAACAACCUCAGCAUGACCUUCGACGGCCGGCUGGUGAAGAAGAUCUGGGUCCCCGACAUGUUCUUUGUGCACUCCAAGCGCUCCUUCAUCCACGACACCACCACAGACAACGUGAUGCUGCGGGUGCAGCCCGAUGGCAAAGUGCUCUACAGCCUCAGGGUCACGGUGACCGCAAUGUGCAACAUGGACUUUAGCCGAUUUCCACUGGACACACAAACGUGCUCGCUUGAAAUUGAGAGCUAUGCCUACACAGAAGAUGACCUCAUGCUGUACUGGAAGAAAGGCAAUGACUCCUUAAAGACAGAUGAGCGGAUCUCACUCUCCCAGUUCCUCAUCCAAGAGUUCCACACCACCACCAAACUGGCCUUCUACAGCAGCACAGGCUGGUACAACCGUCUGUACAUUAACUUCACACUGCGUCGCCACAUCUUCUUCUUCUUGCUCCAAACCUACUUUCCUGCCACCCUGAUGGUCAUGCUGUCCUGGGUGUCCUUCUGGAUCGACCGCAGAGCCGUGCCUGCUAGAGUCCCUUUAGGGAUCACCACGGUGCUGACCAUGUCCACCAUCAUCACGGGCGUGAACGCCUCCAUGCCCCGCGUGUCCUACAUCAAGGCCGUGGACAUCUACCUCUGGGUCAGCUUCGUGUUCGUGUUCCUCUCGGUGCUGGAGUACGCGGCCGUCAACUACCUGACCACCGUGCAGGAGCGGAAGGAGCGGAAGCCGCAGGAGAAGCUGCCCUGCACCUGCGGAUUGCCUCAGCCGCGUGCAGUCCUGCUGGACGGCAGCUACAGUGACGGGGAGGUGAACGACCUGGGCAACUACACGCCUGACAAUGGAGACAAGCCCGACAGGAUGAUGGUGCAGCUGACUCUGGCCUCAGAGAGGAGCUCCCCCCGGAGGAAGAGCCAGAGGAGCAGCUACGUGAGCAUGCGGAUUGAUACCCACGCCAUUGAUAAAUACUCGAGGAUCAUUUUUCCAGCCGCAUACAUCUUAUUCAAUUUAAUAUACUGGUCGAUUUUCUCAUAAAUGCCUGUAAUUCUAUACAUUCCACAUUCUUCUAUAUGUACUACAGAAGCACCUGAAUGUUCAAAAAUAAUUUAAGUUCCCAGGACCCAUCCUUCUCCCUGUUUCCACAACUGCAUUGACAAGGCACUUACUGGUUUAAUGUGCACUGAUGAGCCACCUAUUGUAUACACAGCAUUAUAUUUGGUGCUGCAGGUAGAGAUACUCAGAGCAACUUAUCAGAGUUGUUACUGGGAUCCCCUAGAAAAGCGAGUGGUGUGGGGGUGCUGUAGUUCAACCUCUUUUAGACCCCCUAGAUGCUUAGUCAUAUGACCCAUGUCCUUUACAUAAGUAUCAUUUUAUUCUCUGAACCAAGGGGAACUGGUAAGCAGCUAGAGUUCAUUUACAUGGAACAUACGUACACCUAAAACCCCACUUUGAUCAAAAUUCAUGCUUCAGUUUAUAGCCUCUUACCUAUUUUGUAUGCAUCUCAUGUUGAUUUCAAUAUAAGGCAACAAUAUUCCUUCUUUUUUUUGCAUCUUGUGGUUUCUGAGUUUUCACCUUUUCACAGGAAAAGCUCUUUGGAUUGAUGCAGUGGCUUCUGAUUUGGGUAGGAAUUUCCCUGUCAGGGAAACUUUGAAGAAGAGCAUAUAUGCAUGCAUUUUUGUCAGUUUUGUCAUAGAGGUAACUUGCCUAGAAAACUUGUGUUUGUAAUCACUGAUUCAUGUGUCUUCACCUUGGAGCAUGUCCAAGAUCAUAGUGAAGUCCUUUCUCACUAAUGUGACAUCUUCACUGAGGAACUUGGGAAUAGACUGAUUUUUUUUCAGCAGAAACAUUUCAAGGAAAUGCAUAAUUUGGGACUACCUGUAACUUGUUAGGAUGAGAAAUAUCCAUAUGCUUUCUGAAUAAAAAACAAAAACAAAAAAAAAAACCACACACACCAAAAGGAAAAAGACAUGUCAACAUAUCACUAGACAUCUCCAUUUAUACACAGUGAAUAACAGCAUUUUCUAGGAACCAGAAAGCAGUGACCACUGAUGUCAGGGCAUGGGAUAAAGAAGAGAGUUCUAACUUAAUGUAUUAUUUUAAAACAAAUAGGUUAGUUGUAGAGUUCCCAUUGUGCACAGUGGGUUAAGGAUCUGGCACUACUGCAGCUGUAGCCCAGGAACUUCCACAAGCCAUGGGUGUGGCCAAAAAAAGAAAAAAAAACCCAAAAUAGUUAUUUAUAACUAUAUAUCUACAGGAUCGACUCCCACCAAAUUUAUCCAAACAGCAUUUCUUUCAAACUCAACUGAAUUCUACACACAAUCAUUUUCAUUCUAACAUUUGACUGAUCACCUAUGCUAAAUAAUAAUUGUUAUAUUUCCAGAAAACUUAAUUUCAAGAUAAUCUUCCAUUUCCCCCAAUAAAAGCUCAACAAAAAAAAAGUUUUUUUGGUUUUUUUUUUUUUGGCCAACUUAAG
Molecule: messenger RNA, 3809 nt
Organism: Sus scrofa (pig)
Lineage: Eukaryota; Metazoa; Chordata; Mammalia; Artiodactyla; Suidae
Source: RefSeq, a predicted model, not a curated record